UUCUUUGUGUCUUCCGUUUCCGGCGGACUUGUUGCCGUGGUAACCAGCGCGCACCACCACCGCGGCGGUUAUGGCCGGGCUGAGCGGCGCGCAGAUCCCGGAUGGGGAGUUCACCGCCGUCGUGUACCGCCUCAUCCGCGAUUCCCGCUACGCCGAGGCGGUGCAGCUGCUGGGCGGCGAGCUCCAGCGGAGCCCGAGGAGCCGCGCCGGCCUGUCGCUGCUGGGCUACUGCUACUACCGCCUGCAGGAGUUCGCGCUGGCCGCCGAGUGCUAUGAGCAGCUGGGCCAGCUGCACCCCGAACUGGAGCAGUACCGCCUGUACCAGGCCCAGGCCCUGUACAAGGCCUGCCUUUACCCAGAGGCUACCCGCGUGGCCUUCCUCCUGCUGGACAACCCCGCCUACCACAGCCGGGUCCUCCGUCUGCAAGCCGCGAUCAAGUACAGCGAGGGCGACCUGCCAGGGGCCAAGAGCCUGGUGGAGCAGCUGCUGAGUGGGGAAGGGGGAGAGGACGGUGGGGGCGAGAACGAGCCCGACGGCCAGGUCAACCUGGGUUGUUUGCUCUACAAGGAGGGCCAGUAUGAAGCCGCGUGCUCCAAGUUCUUGGCGGCCCUCCAGGCUUCGGGCUACCGGCCUGACCUUUCCUACAACCUGGCUUUGGCCUAUUACAGCCGCCGGCACUAUGCCCCGGCGCUCAAGUACAUCGCCGACAUCAUUGAGCGUGGCAUCCGCCAGCACCCGGAGCUAGGUGUGGGCAUGACCACGGAGGGCAUUGAUGUUCGAAGCGUUGGCAACACCUUAGUCCUUCACCAGACUGCCCUGGUGGAAGCCUUCAACCUCAAGGCAGCCAUCGAGUACCAACUGAGAAACUAUGAGGCGGCCCAGGAAGCCCUCACUGACAUGCCACCUCGGGCAGAAGAAGAGUUAGACCCCGUGACCCUGCACAACCAGGCGCUCAUGAACAUGGACGCCAGGCCUACGGAGGGGUUUGAAAAGCUACAAUUUUUGCUCCAGCAGAACCCCUUUCCCCCAGAGACCUUUGGCAACCUGCUGUUGCUCUACUGUAAGUAUGAGUAUUUUGACCUGGCAGCCGAUGUCCUGGCAGAGAAUGCCCAUUUGACCUACAGGUUGCUCACACCCUAUCUCUAUGACUUCCUGGAUGCCAUGAUCACUUGCCAGACAGCCCCUGAGGAGGCUUUCAUUAAGCUUGAUGGACUAGCAGGGAUGCUGACUGAACAGCUCCGGAGACUCACCAUACAAGUUCAGGAAGCAAGACACAGUAGGGACGAUGAAGCUGUCAAAAAGGCAGUGAAUGAGUAUGAUGACACUCUGGAGAAGUAUAUUCCCGUGUUGAUGGCCCAGGCAAAGAUCUACUGGAACCUGGAGAAUUAUCCAGUGGUGGAAAAGAUCUUCCGCAAAUCUGUGGAAUUCUGUAAUGACCAUGAUGUGUGGAAGCUGAAUGUGGCUCACGUCCUGUUCAUGCAGGAAAACAAAUACAAAGAAGCUAUCGGUUUCUAUGAACCCAUAGUCAAGAAGCAUUAUGACAACAUCCUGAACGUCAGUGCUAUUGUGCUGGCUAAUCUGUGUGUUUCAUACAUUAUGACAAGUCAGAAUGAAGAAGCUGAGGAGUUGAUGAGAAAGAUCGAAAAGGAGGAAGAGCAGCUGUCCUAUGAUGACCCAGAUAAGAAAAUCUACCACCUCUGCAUUGUGAAUUUGGUGAUAGGGACCCUCUAUGGUGCAAAAGGAAAUUAUGACUUUGGUAUUUCUCGGGUUAUCAAAAGCCUGGAACCUUACCAUAAGAAACUGGGAGCUGAUACCUGGUAUUAUGCCAAAAGAUGUUUCCUGUCCUUAUUAGAAAACAUGUCAAAACACAUGAUUGUGCUUCUUGACAGUGUUAUUCAAGAAUGUGUCCAGUUUCUACAACAAUGUGAACUUUAUGGCAGGAACAUACCUGCCGUUACUGAACAACCCCUGGAAGAAGAAAGAAUGCAUACUGGAAAGAAUACAGUCACCUAUGAAUCCAGACAGUUAAAAGCUUUGAUUUACGGAGGGGGAGACAAACCAUGAGAGACUAUGGACUCUGAAAAACAAACUGAGGGUUCUAGA
This is a messenger RNA of Leptonychotes weddellii (Weddell seal), 2104 nucleotides long. The record is from RefSeq and is a predicted model, not a curated record. Lineage: Eukaryota; Metazoa; Chordata; Mammalia; Carnivora; Phocidae.